Molecule: messenger RNA, 1230 nt
Organism: Phalaenopsis equestris
Lineage: Eukaryota; Viridiplantae; Streptophyta; Magnoliopsida; Asparagales; Orchidaceae
Exons: 1
Coding region: 1-1230 (409 amino acids)
Source: RefSeq, a predicted model, not a curated record
AUGGAAAGUGAAGGUAUAAGGACUGAUGAGACAAUAGUGUCCAACUUGCCUGUUUCAGAACAAGGACAACGUGAAAGCAGAGAUGGCAUUUCAACUGUUGAGGGAAAGUUAGGCAGCUCAUUGACAUUAGAGGAUAUCCAAAAUGAGAAAUUUAAUUCCCAGGUAGAAGUUCACGGGGAUUUAUACAGUAAGGAAAAUCUAAGCACAGGCUGUAAUGAUGAAGGAGAUGGGUCAAUGCACCAGCUUCAUGUGUCUAAUGGUUUUAAUGUCCAAACAGAAGAAGAGGAAGCUUUUUCAGAAGAUAAAGAAGUGGACCCUGUAUUUGAUGGAACAGAACGUCUUGAAAUGGAAGCAACCGGUUCUCUUAGCUUAUCUCCAGAACAAGACUCAGAUCUGCAGGCCUCUGCUUGGCCAGAAAAAGCUGUUGCUUUUAAAAAUUUUGUCAAGGACAAGGGAUCAGUUGCAGUGUCGACUGUUCUACGUCGUCUUUCUGGCAAGAAGGAUGGCGAUUAUGAGGUGCAUUGUGAUGUGGAAGAGGGUGAAGUUGCAUUUAGGGGAAUUAAAGAGGAAGAAGAUUCAGGCACAGAAUUUAAACUAAAGGACGUUUUAAUGAAGGCGGGAGACAUAUCCACAUGGAAUCCUCUCAACUAUAUCAAGAUUGGACGAGAUGUAGAUAUACAAAACAUGGUGGCACAAGCAGAAGAAGUCAAUGAUGGAAAGACUGUAGAAGAGCAAGCAAUGAAGGGGAGAAUUAUUGUAUACACAAAGCUGGGGUGUCAAGAAUGCAGAGGGGUUAGGUUAUUUAUGCGUCAGAAGAAGCUUAGAUAUGUUGAAAUUAAUAUUGAUAUUUAUCCUAACAGAAAGCUGGAGUUGGAGAAAGCUACUGGAUCCUCAAAUGUUCCACUAGUGUACUUCAAUGAGGUUCUGAUAGGUGGUUUGGAUGAAUUGAAGCUCUUGGAGAAAUCUGGUAUGCUUGAUGAAAGGAUUAAUGCCCUUGCAAAGGAUGAACCAUCAUCUGCAGCUCCUUUGCCACCAUUGCCUGGUGAAGAUGAUGUCACCGGUAGUGGAAAGAUUGAUGAGUUGGCUACCAUUGUCAGAAAGAUGAAAGAGUCCAUCGUCGUUAAGGAUAGGUUCUACAAGAUGAGAAGAUUCAUUAGGUGCUUUCUUGCCUCCGAAGCUGUGGAUUUCCUGGCAGAGGAUCAAUAUCUUGAAAGAGAAGAUGUUAGUUGA